CAAUCUCACAGAACCGUUAGUGACUUUUCCGGAUCCGGACACGCCGCCACCUGUCAGUGACGCUGUCACAUUGACGGGCGGUUCUCCGUCCCAGUUGAGUUCCCUGAAUUCCCUGAACAAUCUUCAUCAUGGCAUGAGCCCGCCGAUCAAUAUACCUAAUAUGGCAAAUCUACCUACCGGCCAGGAAACUAUGAAGUACGAACAGAAAAAGGUGACCAGCGCUUCUAAAACAAAGGUCGUCACGGAUGGAUUUAGCGCCGAGAAGGCGACGGCGAACAGCGCCGAGAUGAGAGCCCUGCAAGCCGGUGAUGUCUCGUACAAGGAGCAGAGCGCCGCGACGGCGGCGAGGGCACGUGUCGAGCUCGAUGGCGUCUCGGCGGAGAAAAGCGUCGCUGCCGCGAGGGAACAGAGAAGCUUGAAAGCUGGCGAUCUGUCGCAUCAGGAGAGCAACAACAUGGCAGCAUCUACGAUGAAGCUCCAGAGCGACUCGUUCACUUCCGAAAAGAAAGCGAUGGCGGCGCAGCAGCAACGACAGACAGUCACAUCGACCGGCAUCUUCAACCACGAGAAACACAUGGCGUCAAGCUCGCAAUCAAGCAUCACGAUCGCGUCCAAGUCGGGUGUGAGCGCAUCCAAGUCGAUGAUCAACGCGGCGAGUGCGGUUAAUCAGCUGAUGAACGGUAUGCGACCGCCAACGGCCGAGGACGAGCUACUAUCCCUGCCAUUGGACGAUCUCGACUUACUGUGUUCUAAGUCGAAUCCGCAGGAUGUGGACUGCGCGAUCGCCAAGUACUGUAGCCUGCUCGACAGCUUCGUUGAACGACUGAAGGCAAGCGCCGACGGCAGCAAGAGCAGCAGCACCGGCAGCAAGGCACCGCAGUUGCUGAAUAGGGUAAACGAGAUCAUUCGGAAAGCUUGGGCGGUGCCGACUCAUGGCCACGAAUUGGGCUACACCCUAUGCAAUACCUUGAGAACACGCGGUGGACUCGACCUCCUAAUGUCGAAUUGCGUUGCGAACGAUCACGAGCUGCAAUUCUCGUCAGCGAGGCUACUGGAGCAGUGCCUGACUACGGAGAAUCGCGCCCACGUAGUGGAGAACGGCCUGGAAAAGGUGGUAAACGUAGCGUGCGUGUGCACGAAGAACGCCAAUUCGGUAGAUCACGCGCGCGUUGGCACUGGGAUCCUCGAGCAUCUAUUCAAGCAUAGCGAAGGCACGUGCAGCGACGUGAUCCGGCUGGGCGGUCUGGACGCGGUGCUAUUUGAAUGCCGGAAGAACGACGUGGAGACACUGCGACAUUGUGCGGGAGCGCUCGCAAAUCUGUCGCUGUACGGCGGCGCCGAGAAUCAGGAGGCGAUGAUCAAGCGUAAAGUGCCAAUGUGGCUGUUUCCACUCGCCUUCCACAACGACGACAACAUCAAGUACUAUGCCUGCCUUGCGAUCGCUGUAUUAGUCGCCAACAAGGAGAUCGAGGCGGCCGUGCUCAAGUCCGGCACCCUCGACCUCGUCGAGCCGUUUAUCACAUCACACAACCCUUACGAGUUUGCCAAAUCGAACCUGGCGCACGCCCACGGCCAGAGUAAGAACUGGCUGGAGAGGCUCGUGCCGGUCUUGAGCUCGAAGCGGGAAGAGGCCCGCAAUCUGGCGGCUUUCCACUUCUGCAUGGAGGCGGGUAUCAAGAAACAGCAGGGCAACACCGAGAUAUUCCGGACAAUCGGCGCGAUCGAGCCACUGAAAAAAGUUGCCAGCUGUCCCAACGCGAUUGCGUCCAAGUACGCGGCUCAGGCGUUAAGAUUGAUCGGCGAGGAAAUUCCGCAUAAACUCAGCCAACAAGUACCUUUGUGGUCCACCGAGGACGUCCGCGAGUGGGUGAAACAGAUCGGCUUUGCUGAGGUUGUCCCGAACUUUGUGGAGAGCCGGGUGGACGGCGAUCUGUUACUGCAGUUGACGGAAGAGAAUCUACGAGAGGACAUUGGUCUGACGAACGGUAUUAUGCGCCGGAGGUUCGCUCGAGAGCUACAGAAUCUGAAGAAGAUGGCCGAUUACAGCAGCCGGGACACCGGUAAUCUAAAUAGCUUUCUGCAGUCGAUCGGCCAAGAGUUCUCCAUUUAUACGUACAGCAUGUUGAACGCCGGCGUGGACAAGGAUUCGAUACGCAAUCUCUCGGAGGAUCAGUUGCUGAACGAGUGCGGUAUCGCCAACAGCAUUCACCGAAUCAGGAUACUCGACGCUAUCAAGAACAUGCAGCACAAUCAAUUCAGCUCGUGCGAGUAUGAAUCGCCGGAUAAGUCGCUCGACGUGUUUGUCAGUUAUCGCAGAUCGAAUGGCUCGCAACUGGCGAGUCUAUUAAAGGUGCACUUGCAGUUGCGCGGCUUCUCGGUGUUCAUCGAUGUCGAGAGGCUAGAAGCUGGCAAGUUUGACAACAAUCUGUUGCAGAGCAUCAGGCAGGCUAAACACUUUCUCCUUGUGCUCACACCCUCGGCUUUGGAGAGGUGUAUACAGGACACAGAGUGCAAGGACUGGGUUCACAGGGAAAUCGUUGCCGCAUUGCAAUCACAAUGUAACAUAAUCCCUAUCAUUGACAACUUUCAAUGGCCGGAACCUGAGGAACUUCCCGAGGACAUGCGGACGGUCUGCCACUUUAACGGUGUUCGCUGGAUUCACGACUAUCAAGACGCCUGCGUAGACAAAUUAGAAAGGUUUAUGCGAGGCGAAAUACCUAUGAGAUCUGAGGUCUUGUCCGCCGGACUUCCGCGCAGCAUGGCGCCCAAGGACGUGACCCAGCCGAGCACACCGGGUAGCACGAACAUACGACAGCCGCCUAACUAUCAGCGGAUGCACAGUAACGAGAGCAGGGGCAGCGACAAAGAUUCCACGGCCAAGAUUGCGAAUCGCUCUAUGACAAUCACGACUAGGCUUAAAAAAUCGUCGAGUCCGUCCCGUUGGUUGAUGGGUCUGCCACCCACGUCACCACGCUUCAAAUUCAUGCACGCGCAUUCAGGGAAUGCCAUCGGCAGUCCGGCAGUACCUCGCAGGCCGCCACGACAGCCUCCUUCGCCAUCAACGCGUUCGCGUUCUUUGGAACUGCUAGACCAGCAGGAACAGGAGCGGAAGAUGUCGGUCUCCUCUGCAAUCGUUCAAAGACCACCGCUUCCCAGACCCAGACCAAGGUCACGCAGUCUGGACGAUCUUCUGGAUGAAGACGUGAAAAGCGGCGCGGAGGAGUCCUGCGAGGAGCAAAACAAAACGCAGUGUGAGAAAAAUCGUUCACUGACAAAUCCAGAGGAGAAUAAAACCAUCCCUGCUUCAAAAGAAAAUCAAAAGAAGUCUAAUACCGAAGGUAUCGAGUCCAAGGAUGAACCAAGACCGGUUCCCCGGAUGAAAUCGAAGAUACCCGACGCUGUCGAAUUCCAGUCCGAGAUGGAGGAUGCGCGAACGUCCUCGAACAAGGAUGAAAAUGACAAAGAAAUUUUGUCAACGCGUCCUUCGAAGCCGAGUCGAUAUUCUAGUUCGGAAGAACAGUCUUCGAUAAGUUCCAGCAAGCACUCUAGAAAUCAAGAGCAUCAGGUAGAAGAACAGAGAAUCAGGGAAACGGCACAAGAGAGGCUGACGACGCGAAGUAACGACGAGAAAGACGACUACAACGAUGACAAGUCGACGAUAUUGCUGAAAGCAUCGAGAAGCUGUGGUGCGGGACUGGAUUCUGACGGAAGCAUCUCGUCAAGUGAAUAUGGCGGGCCCAGGGCUCGUGCGAAGGGCCCGGGCUCGCUAUUGUCGUUGCCAGCAGGCGCAGAACCUAAACGCAAGCGAAACUUCAUGGAUAAGUGCGUGAACAAGGUGCGGUCGUUUAUGAAGAAGUGAAGCGAAGAAAAACUUCUUGUUAUUUAAUUCCGUGGAUCGAACCGUAAGUUGAAAAUCGAACGCGAGGCGCUAUGGAAGAUGUCUGGAGGAUGAAAAUAAUAUAAAUAUCUUUGAUCAUCCAAAAAUCACACGCGAAUUUUAGAUAUCUAAAAAAACAUUAAAAAGUUUCCAGAAAGUCUCGUUGGUAGUUUCAGGACUUUUAAAAAAAAUUUAGAUAUCCAAAAAGUAUUUAUAUAGAAAGAAACGUGAAAAGAAGUUUAAGCUUCUUAAAAAGUAUUUUAGAUUUCUAGAAUCAUACACUAAAUCUUAGAUUUAGUUUAAAAAAUUAAAAGGCGCAUUUAAAAACUCUAUUUAAAGGAAGUGUAGUCGAGGAAAUUAUUUAAAUAUCUUUUAAACGUUGUUUGGGAGUCUUCGGUGUCUUUCAAGCCAUUGUUUGCGAAAAUUUUCAGCGGUCGCUAUCGGCGAUUUCUGAAUUUCGCAGCACUGAAUAACUUCGCGUAUUUACUCUCGUGAUGCGAAGAUAUAUUCUGAAUUUCGUGCGGAGUUCGUGAUCUGCAUCGUGUACAGUGACAGGCAGCAUGAAAGUAUAUAGCGAAAUGUUGUGCCUAAACAUGCGACAAGUGUCUUCGUAGAAGUCCCAAGAUUCGGGAUACGUAUGUUUACGCGAAUUUAGCCUGCUUUUCCAGGUGCUCUUUUGUAUUGUAUUUUUCUCUCGUUGAAUUGUAUUGUAUACAUUAUACAUAUACACUACAUUGUAUAUGUUAGAAACGAACGAACGCAUCGAGAACGUUUAGCUAAGGCGGCUAGGUCGUUAUUUGUAAUACUAUUUUUCUAGACAGUUCUUUUCUUUUAGAGAACUUCGCGUUUAAAGACGCGUGUGACUCGCAUGGUCACGAAUGGUUGUUUUUGUCGCAGCUAAUACCAGAAACAUGUUAUACACAAGCGCACGGUGUGUUCGGUAGUAGUGUUCGUGGUCAAGCGACAUUCCUUCUUGAAAGCGAAGAAGAUCUUUGUGAAAAGUCGAAACAGAAAGGAAUUUUUUCCUUAUUAAUAUUUAAUCGAAUGUAUGCCACGUUGGUUUUUUCUUUUCUUUGUGCAGCUCUUAGAAUAUUUUCGAAUUUAAAUAUCUUGGUAGCUAUACUUCGAGUUAAGAUUCCAUUAAAAUAGAACUCAUCUAAAAUUGGUUAAAGAAAAAAGCUUUACUUGUCAAUUUAUACGAUUCCUACUUUCCCAUUCUAAAAUCUCUAUGUUUUCAAUCGCGCGCGACCGUGAAUUAUUCACAUCUCAAUAUUAUCGCCAGGAAAAAAAUGGUAUCAACUUGCGGUAAGGUACGUUGCGCGCAAUAAACACGCUCAUUACCGAACAUCCGAUACACAAUCGUAACCGUCCCUCGAGUCGCGCGAUAUUUUAUUAUUUAACACUGUUUUUAUCGUACCAAUUGCUGAUACUCGGCUCUCGCCGAAAGUCGACAUGGCAACGCUUCGAUAUUCGUAGCUUAAGAGAUCCGCCUGAUUAUCGUAAAACUGUAUAUUUUACCAAAGUUUCAUAAAGUUACGAGUUUUAUCGAGAUGUUUGAAUGUUUCUCAAAAAUAAAUUUUAUUUAGCGAAA
This is a messenger RNA of Formica exsecta, 5468 nucleotides long. It is a transcript of the gene Sarm, whose product is annotated as sterile alpha and TIR motif-containing protein 1. Gene Ontology annotation, cellular component: dendrite. The transcript has 8 exons. Bases 134 to 3859 code for a protein of 1241 amino acids. Lineage: Eukaryota; Metazoa; Arthropoda; Insecta; Hymenoptera; Formicidae. The record is from RefSeq and is a predicted model, not a curated record. Gene Ontology annotation, molecular function: protein binding; NAD+ nucleosidase activity; signaling adaptor activity. Gene Ontology annotation, biological process: response to axon injury; negative regulation of MyD88-independent toll-like receptor signaling pathway; signal transduction.